Molecule: messenger RNA, 2143 nt
Organism: Phlebotomus papatasi
Lineage: Eukaryota; Metazoa; Arthropoda; Insecta; Diptera; Psychodidae
Gene: org-1
Product: T-box transcription factor TBX10
Exons: 8
Coding region: 486-2000 (504 amino acids)
Biological process (GO): regulation of transcription by RNA polymerase II; positive regulation of DNA-templated transcription; cell fate specification
Cellular component (GO): nucleus
Molecular function (GO): DNA-binding transcription factor activity, RNA polymerase II-specific; RNA polymerase II cis-regulatory region sequence-specific DNA binding
Source: RefSeq, a predicted model, not a curated record
GUGAUCAUUAGUUUCUCUUAGUUCUCGUUCACUCUUCAUCGUGAAAGGUCAGAAUACCCGCGAGAGCACGUGCAAAGCUGAGAAUUUUGUGUUUUUGUAUCUGAAGAUCGCAAUGAAUUUAUAGAAGCAAAAUUUCAAUAUAAACAAAUGGACCAGUGUUUGUCGUUUUGCCAUUCGACGUGAUCAGAAGCAGAAGCCGCACUUGUAAAUGUGUUUUGUGUGUCCAAAAGGCGGCUGAGAAUAUCUGCAGAAAGAGUUGAAAGUUUAAUUACCAUUGUAUUGUGGUUGAUCGUUGAGUGGUGUGGCCACCAAAGUGCGAAACAAUUGAGUGGUGAUCGAGAUCGUGUUCUGGCCAACAAGGAAAAUUCCUCUUUUCUUUUCUUUUUUUUUUAAACAUUUCCCGCACGGAAGUUCAAACAUGAAUUGCAGUGGAAUAAAUAAAAUUUGGAAAAGUGAGUGAACUGUGCAAGAGAGAAUCCUUGUAAAUGAUUGCUAAUUGGGAAAUGCAUCAUACGUAUCAACGAUCCCUCACCGACGGUUGUACAAGUGGCUUUGCAAAUUCAUCUAUUGCCUCAAUGGACAGUGGAGUUAUGACCUCAAGCACUGAAUGCUUCUUUUCCAGUGACAAUUGGAUGGUCACAUCUUAUUCCAAUGGAUUAAAUCCCAUGAAACAGAUGGAAGCAUGCUUGCAGAGUGCUGGCAAAGAUAGAUCAUCGUACAAACCUCUUGAGCACAUUGAUCAUUCGCUGAGAUCGCCUGAAGAUCGCACGCGAACUAAUGGCACGGACUCCGAAUCGGUGACAGUGGAAGCUGCCGGUGAGUCUGGCCACAAAAAUGGGAGGAAUAAGAGGGAGGAGGAGAAUUCUAGUCAUCCACAUCCAGCCUUGAGUACAGCCGGAGUGAUGCUGGAGACAAAGCAGCUGUGGGACAAAUUUCACGAGCAAGGAACUGAGAUGAUUGUAACAAAAACGGGUAGAAGGAUGUUUCCAACCUUCCAGGUGAGGAUCUUCGGACUAGAUCCUCAAGCCACCUACAUUAUGCUAAUGGAUUUUGUACCAUGCGAUGACAAACGCUACAGAUACGCUUUCCACAGCUCAAGCUGGGUUGUAGCCGGAAAAGCAGAUCCCAUUUCACCGCCUAGAAUUCACGUUCAUCCUGAUUCUCCGGCUCCAGGAGCAGCAUGGAUGAAGCAAAUAGUAUCCUUCGAUAAGCUCAAACUAACAAAUAAUCAGCUGGAUGAGAAUGGACAUAUAAUUCUAAACUCAAUGCAUCGCUACCAGCCACGUUUUCAUAUUGUGUACCUCCCGCCAAAGGUCACGUCGACGCGCAUUGGUGUCGCCGCGACGGCUUCUGCUGAAGAGCAAAGUCACUACAGAACUUUCACAUUUCCCGAGACUGCAUUCACGGCCGUGACGGCGUAUCAGAACCAAAGAGUCACUCAACUGAAAAUUGUGAGCAAUCCCUUUGCAAAGGGCUUUCGAGAGAGUGAUUCAACGGAUGAAUCACAAGAAAUGAUCAAUGGUGUGCAUAUGUCGCAACAACAGCAACCAAAUUCAUCAAGAUCGCGAUCUUCAGCCUCUCGAUCAUCGAAUUCGGCAUCAAAUCCCAAAGCGACGGAUGAGGAGUCAUUUCCACACGCGACGCACCUUCAGGCGACGGCUUCUGAUCUCCAUCAGGGGGUCUCACCGUCGGCCAACAUCACACAACCCGGGAGAUUUUCCUCUCAGAGCCCACAGGCUGGUCUUCCAGCUACAUCACCUCUUGGGCAGCCAUAUGCUUCGGAAACUAGCUCAUUUGGGCCUCUCUAUCAUCACCACCACCAUCAUCAUCAUCACCUGGCAGCCAAUGGUUAUGCCAGUCCCUAUGACAAAUUUAAGCUAACACCGCCGGGAGCACCACCACCGCCAGCCGUUUCGGUUCCCUCCUACACAGGUGCUUACCAUCAGGGAUUCUACGCGCCCAUGAGACCAACGGGAUACAUUGACUUUGUACCAAGGUGAAACUGUUGGAAGAAAUGAGACGAACUGCCCCGUCAGGCAACUCACACGCGACAGAGACGAUGGAUUUGUGCGCUGUUUUAAUAAGCUGAUGUAACAAUAAUCUCAAUGUGCCAAAUAAACUUUCCUGCAAAUUAGACAAGUAA